CAGAGCGUGGGAGAAACGGGGCGCAGGUGGCUUCACCUCCGCCUGGGGUUCCCCCGCCUCUGUCUCUGUCCCUCCUUCCUCCUCCUCGGAGGGCGGGCGGAUUCCCAAACCCUCGCCCCGGAAAACAAAGGCAUCUAUCCCUAUCCUCCUCCCGAGCCAAACUGACGACAGCGGAAGCUUUGCGCUCCAGCUGCUGCGCUUCCGACGAGAGAGAGAAAGGAGAGGAGCGCCCAAGGCAGGAGGAGGAGAGGCGCCUCUCUCGACUGUGGGCGUCCAGGGAAGAGGAGGAGGAGGAGGAGGAAGAUCUUCGGCCGAAGGAGCACAAGGGCUGCGCUUGCUGCCUCUCCUGCUCCUGCUGCUGCCUUGAGCGCGGAGGCAGGUGCUGAAACGGAGAGGUUCAGGCGCAACCAUGUCGGCGCCCUGCUGCGCGGGCCAGUUGGCCUGUUGUUGUGGCACUGCUGCCUGUUCGCUCUGCUGCCAGUGUUGCCCAAAGAUAAAGCAAUCAACCAGCACUCGCUUUAUGUAUGCCCUGUACUUCAUCUUGGUGACUCUCAUCUGUUGUGUCAUGAUGUCAGAGACAGUAGCAAAAGAAAUGAAAGAACAUAUUCAUUUCUUUGAAACAAUAUGCCAGCACAUUCAAGCAGGUGACUCCUGUGAGAAGCUGGUGGGCUACUCUGCAGUGUAUCGCGUGUGUUUUGGGAUGGCCUGCUUCUUUUUCAUCUUCUUCCUGCUCACAAUCAAGAUUCAAAGUAGCAAAAGUUGCCGUGCGUAUAUUCACAAUGGAUUUUGGUUUAUUAAACUUCUAAUCUUGGCAGCCAUGUGCUCAGGAGCCUUUUUCAUUCCAGAUCAGGAUACAUUUCUUAAAGCAUGGCGUUAUGUAGGUGCUGUGGGAGGGUUCCUCUUCAUUCUCAUCCAACUUAUGCUGCUUAUAGAAUUUGCACACAAAUGGAAUAAAAAUUGGACAUCUGGUACAAGGCAAAAUAAACUCUGGUACGGCUCCUUAGCUUUUGUGACGCUCACGUUGUAUUCCAUAGCUGUUGGAGCUCUGAUUGUGAUGGCUAUCUUUUACACGCGUGCUGAUGGCUGUACAUUUAACAAGAUCCUGCUUGGCGUCAAUGGUGGCUUGUGCUUGCUUGUUUCAAUGGUAGCCAUCUCACCCUGUGUCCAGGACCGUCAGCCACAUUCUGGCUUACUGCAGUCGGGCAUCAUCAGCUGUUAUGUCAUGUAUCUUACCUUCUCAUCACUUUCAAGCAAACCUCCAGAAACUAUCCUAGAUGAGAAUCAGAACAACAUCACAAUCUGUGUACCGGAAUUCAACCAUGGACUGCAAACAGAUGAAAACUUGGUGACUGGGCUGGGAACUACCAUCCUUUUCCUGUGUAUUUUAUAUUCUUGCUUGACCUCAACGACACGCUCAAGCUCUGAAGCACUGCGGGGUAUAUAUGCAACACCCGAAACUGAAAUAGCUCGCUGCUGCUUUUGCUGUGCUCCAGAUGAAGAUGCUGAAGCUGAAGAGCCUGCUAUCAGAAAGGGAGGCCAGAAAGUGGUUUACGACGAAAAGAAGAGCACUGUCUACAGCUACUCAUUUUUCCACUUUGUGUUCUUCCUAGCUUCUCUUUAUGUGAUGAUGACUGUUACCCACUGGUUCCAUUAUGAAAGUGCUGCAAUCGAAAAAUUCUUCGCUGGAACCUGGUCCAUAUUCUGGAUUAAAGUGGCUUCCUGUUGGGUGUGUGUCCUUCUCUACCUGUGGACUCUUCUAGCUCCUUUCUGCUGCCCAACCAAAGAAUACUCCGUGUGAACCUCCUUCUCUUACAAGUCCAGCAGUUUAGGGAAUGGAGAAAACAAGUGUAGUAACCACCCUAACAUUGAUGGUUAGGCUGUUGCUUCCUCUUUUAUAUGAAAUGUGUAUGUUUAUAUGUUUUGGGAUUAUUUUAUAAACCUUUAUUUGUAUUACCUGAUUUAAGAGAUCCUAAAGUAAAAAGAGUCACCUCAGUAUGGAACUCAAUUAUUUGAAUACUGUUAAAUAUCCCAUAAUAGUUAAAAUAUUUUUAAAAUUACGGACAACUAUUUUGUGUUCUUCCUGUGAGAGAAUCUAUUCUAUUUUCUUCAUUUGGCUCUUGCUGAUGCUAUAAUUUAAUAGUCCUCGUUGGCAUUGAUAUCUUGCUUUUCCAGAUUUUCCUGACAAACCAAACACUUGUGUAGAAUUAUAAAAUGAAUCUUAAAACUGGAAGGAAAACAACAUCAUAGGUAGGCAUAGCGUCAGUUCAAGGGUAUUUUUUCUGUAUUAGAUGCUCAUAGUAAAUUAUUGCAGAUGGAUUAUGGAAGAAAAGUUUAUGGUGUAGAGCUAUUUAUUUAUGGUAAUAAUGAAAGGCACCUUUAUGUAUCAAUGGGUGACAUGAUGUGGAACCUGAAAAUAUGACUGGGAAGUAAAACACUGUAAAGAUUGGUGCAAUUAAUGAAGAGCUAUUAUGAGCGUCUCUGGGACUAAAAUGUAUUUAGUAGAACUGAUAAUCAACAAAGCAUGAAUUCUGCCCGGAAAACUCACAGCAACUCAAUUCUUCCUAUAUUAGUAAGUCUGUCUUAGUAAAUUUGAGAAGCUUCUUUUUUGGAAGGGUUGUUAAAUAAGUCUGGGACCUACUUGAAAUUGUGAUCUAACAAAUUACCUAAAAGCAGGGUCCAACUAUGGCUACUGGAAGACUACAUUGCAGUACCAUCAGGAGGAAGUCAAUGCCUUUUUGAAACCAGCUGUCUGGGAAAAUCCUCUGGAAUUGGUUUUCCAGAAACGUAAGAGUGGAUGGGACAGGUUUCUCUACCACAAUGUUGGAUCUAUCAUUAAUAAAAGAAGUGAAUAUUUAUAUUGCAAAGUAACCUUACUGUUAAAAGAAUAUUUUGGAAUAUUCAUCUUUUUUCCUGGUUCGGGGUUGGUCGUUGAGUCAUUUGGCCCAUCACUUCUUAGAUUCCAGAUUUUGUGCAUGAGCAUGUUGUGGGAUAAUUCUUUUAAAGUGCAAUUGUAGAUAGAUUAUAUGAAAAAACCCCUGUAAUUUUAAUGCCUAGGUGGCGGGAAUUUCAACUUUGCCAUUCUUACUCCCAGUUAGAUCUUGCCUCUCCUGUGCCUACUAAAGUCAUCAUAAGAACUCAAUCAUCAUAAGAACUAAAGCAGAACUUUGGAAAGGUUUAACCUCUAGAGUCAUAAUCCAGAUAGAAUGAGUAAUUUCUUUUUACAAAACCUUUGAUUAAAACUAAUGUUUGAAAAACAGCCUUCUAUAUUUGAAUAUAGAAUAGAAUACACAUAAAUAUUGAAGUCAUGGUAAGGCUGCAGUUCUAGGCAUACUCACCUGAAAGUAAGGCCCUUACUCAAUGCUUUCGAGACAGGACUGAAUUGUAGACAAUGUUAAUUGUUGAUUUGGAGGAAAGCAUGCUUCGGAUAUUAGCAUUCAGCUUAUUAGCUAGGUCAGUGCUCUCAUUUUGGUGCAAUAUUUACUGCAUGGCAUUCUUUCAGCUCAGAAGAAGUGGCUGGCAAUCAUUCAGCGUAAAUGUUCUACUGAGAGCAAAGUUAGCUGUGGUGUCUAGAGUCCCAUUUUUCAUUAAAAGUAGUGUGAUAGUUUAAAGGUGUGUUACUAGGAGUGGUGUUCCCUACCUAUAUGAUGGUGCUCUCAUGCCUGGGUUGUUAUGUAUUGUGCUAAUCACAGCAGGAGCUUUCAUUUAGUCUUUCCUGCUAAUUAGAAAGGGCAGCCAUCUGUUGGUGUGAGCAGAAGUCCAGCAUCAAAUAAAGGAAGAAUGUUUUUGUGUUCUCCUCUAACAAUGCUAGAACUGACAGAUAAUAUUCUCUUUGCUGCUUUAUCUUACUCUGUUUAUUUAUUUACUUAAUAUAUAUUUUCCCCCUCCACAAUGAUUUCGACAGUUUGAUGGAGUUGUACUUAUUAAUGCUAAUAGACUAAAAGGAGUAGUGCUACCUUAAGCAGCUUAGUAUAAGAAACUGAACAAUUUGAGUUAAUCAGGGUGUUAGGCAGAAACCCGGGUCUGUGUUGCUUUUUUACAACAGAGCUCGUGACACUUGGUUAAAAUGUUAUGUUUCAUUAAUUUGUUUAAGUGGAAAAAAAACAUGUGAACACUCCUGAAAAUCUAUUGGAAAACUACACUUCAUUUUUUCUUCACGUUGGCUUGGAAUUUGAAUACCUCUAACCGCAUAUUUAUCAAUAUAUGCUGCACCAUGCAAGCCUUUUCUGUUUCAUGCUGCCUAAAUUAACUUUUGGGUGUUGGACUACUAGGUUCCUAUGAAAUUCUAGCUCUCCUUAGUUCCUUAAUAUUAAAUGUUCUUGAAAACUUUAAUCUCUGAAACACUUGGAAGUAUAUACUCCUCAGAAGAACUUGAAGGCUUUUUGAAUAGGGCAGUGUCUUGCCUUUUUGAGUGUGCUUACAAAGAAAGCCGGCAUAAGCUCAGGAAGGGGAGUGGUGCUACUGUUUAAAAGUGACCUUUAUCAUUUCUAGUUCUUGCUAGAAUUGUUCCCUGGAGACUUCUCUUGCCUUUGUAUUCUGCUGUUUUUGGAGAGAAAGAAGUAAUUUUUUUUUUCAUGUCGGGAGCGACUUGAGAAAACUGCAAGUCGUUUCUGGUGUGAUAGAAUUGGCUGUCUGCAAAGACGUUGCCUAGGAGAUGCCCAGAUGUUUUACCAUCCUGUGGGAGGCUUAUUUCAUGUCCCUGCAGGAGAAGCUGGAGCUGACAGACGGGAUCUCACUCUGCUCCCUGGAUCCAAACCACCAAUCUUUCGGUGGUGCAAUGGGUUUAACCCAUUACACCACCGGGGGCACAAUGAAUCCUCGAUUGCAGUGGAUUGUAACUGGAAAUGUCGGAGAGAGAGAGAGAGAUCAAAUGCUGGUGCUGAGUUAUGACCCUGCCAAAGGGAAUCCCAGGGAAUCUUUUAAAGUGUUUCUUAAACUACUGAUCCCUUUCCUUUCUUAGUAAUAUAUGUUAGAUUUUUUAAAAUCUAAACAUCAGAAUUCUUAAAUAUAAAUGCCUUCUGCAUAUAGUGUGCAUAGAUAUUUUUAUUGUGUGAUAAGGAAGGAUCAGUAUGUUCACUUAUUCAUGUAGCCACAUGGCUUUUAAAAGUUGUAAAUUCCACUGUCUUUACUGACAGAUGUGGCUCAUAAUGUGGUACACUCUCUCCUACAUCUGGCUAGUUAAGUACACUGUCAAACACCUGGACAUUUAUAAUAGUCUCAUAACUGCUUUUCCUGCCCCCUAAAGUCAGCUGAAGUGUGUGUUAACGGCUGUCGUUCAUAAAUCAUUUAAAGAAGACAUGCCAAACUUGUGCAUUGUUAUGUUUUAGACCUUUACAGCAUUAGAAUGCCUACUUUAGAACAAUUGUUUAGCUGAGGAUUUGGAGUGUAGCAACAUAAGUGCUGCCUCUUUUGCCAAAGAAUUCUCUAACAAAGCAAGAACAUCAUGGAAAUAUAUGAGAUAUCUGUGUACGAUCGCAAUUAAACCUUAUUUUUAUUCUACUCCACAUAAUGUAAACUACAAAACGUUUCUUGGCAAUGUCUGAGACAAUAAUGUAAACAAAGUGUGGAGCCCAGCUUUUUGGGAUGUUCCCCUGCUCAUACUCUAUUGAAUUGAUUGUCAAUUGUCCAAGAGCCCAGAGCUCAUUCCAUUCCCAUUCAUUUCAGUUGGGUUCCCAUCAAUCCUUCUGAUAGAUGUGCAGCCAUGGUCUCCCAAAAAGCAGCCCUUUUCUCUCUUCAGAUACUGUAUCAAUCUUUAAUACUUUAAUAGUAUGAAUAAUACUUCCUUUUCUAUUUUAUUUACAGUGUUUUUCACAUCAGUUUUAGAACAUUAAUACACAAUAGAAUGGUCUACAUAAAUGUUUUUUUAACGUUUGUUCGUUUUUUUAAAAAAGACAAAACUUUUGAUACACAAUGUGGUAUUUUAUAAGCUUAUGGGUGGAUUUUUUUCUGAAUUGUAGCUGAAACAGGUUUCAGUUUUAAGUCUUACAGCUAGUAGUGAAUUUAAAGCUCUAUAUGUAUUGUGCGUAUGUGUGUUUUCAGUUGAGAUUUUGAGAGAAAUCUGCAUUAACAAGCAGUGUAUGUUUUUAAAGCAUUCUUUUCUAGGAGUAAUUGCAUAUUGAGAAAGUAUUAUAGAUGUCAUUGUUUAACCAACCAAUAAAUUCCUGUUUGUUUGAAACUUCA
Anolis carolinensis (green anole) is the source of this 6177-nucleotide messenger RNA. It is a transcript of the gene serinc5, whose product is annotated as serine incorporator 5. The record is from RefSeq and is a predicted model, not a curated record. The transcript has 12 exons. Lineage: Eukaryota; Metazoa; Chordata; Lepidosauria; Squamata; Anolidae. The coding region runs from base 410 to 1798 and encodes 462 amino acids. Gene Ontology annotation, cellular component: membrane.